UGGAUCUCAUUUUCAUGACAAAGCAAUUAUAUGGCCCUUCCCUCCUCGUCAUUUUGACCCUGGGGGCUAAAUAUUUAAGCAGCCCCACUAACAUUCAAUCUGGGCUUCAGAUAACUUCCAUAGGCAAACGUAAAUACAAGAUUCAAGAUGGGUAAGAUUGUGUUUUUUGAGGACAAGAACUUUCAAGGCCGUCGCUACGAGUGUGACAGCGACUGUUCAGACUUCCAUACUUACCUGAGCCGCUGCAACUCUAUUCGCGUGGAGAGCAGCGCCUGGGUGGUUUACGAGCGGCCCAACUACAUGGGUAACCAGUAUGUGCUGACCAGAGGAGAGUAUCCUGAGUACCCACGCUGGAUGGGUAUCAACGACCAUAUCAGUUCUUGCAAAAUUAUCCGCUUUACAAGUGGAAUGCAGUACAAAGUUCAAUUGUACGACAAGCCCGACUUCACCGGCCAGGCCAUAGAGACCACCGAUGACUGUCCAUCUUUGCUGGAGAGGUACCGUCUGAGAGAAGUCCAUUCCUGCAAAGUUCUGGAUGGCUUCUGGAUCCUCUACGAGCAUCCCAACUACCGUGGCCACCAGUACUUCCUGGAGAAGGGCAACUACCGCAAACCAGUGGACUGGGGCGCGGCCUGUCCCGCUGUGCAGUCUUUCCGUCGAUUCACCGAGUGACCUCGGUUCAUAUCUAAUGUCCCACAAUAUUUGGGCUAUUUGGCUAUGACACACACGAAAGUGCUGGCUGAAAUAAAGUUUGGCUGGUGACUCUU
This is a messenger RNA of Xyrauchen texanus (razorback sucker), 767 nucleotides long. Its product is annotated as gamma-crystallin S-like. Gene Ontology annotation, biological process: lens development in camera-type eye; visual perception. NCBI's taxonomy places the organism in Eukaryota, Metazoa, Chordata, Actinopteri, Cypriniformes, Catostomidae. Bases 148 to 672 code for a protein of 174 amino acids. The transcript has 3 exons. Gene Ontology annotation, molecular function: structural constituent of eye lens. The record is from RefSeq and is a predicted model, not a curated record.